Molecule: messenger RNA, 2235 nt
Organism: Medicago truncatula (barrel medic)
Lineage: Eukaryota; Viridiplantae; Streptophyta; Magnoliopsida; Fabales; Fabaceae
Product: general transcription factor IIH subunit 2
Exons: 6
Coding region: 533-1813 (426 amino acids)
Biological process (GO): DNA-templated transcription; nucleotide-excision repair; regulation of transcription by RNA polymerase II
Cellular component (GO): transcription factor TFIIH core complex; transcription factor TFIIH holo complex
Molecular function (GO): zinc ion binding
Source: RefSeq, a predicted model, not a curated record
GAUUUAGUGAUGUGAAAUUGAAUGUGAAAUUGAAUUUUUUUAGUUUUCGAUUGCUACUGAUUACUACAGAAGACAUGAAUGUUCUGCUUAUUAUUAUGGUUUAGAACAUGAACUCUGAUUGCUACUGAACUGUUACUUGUGUUUAAAUAAUUGUAUUGAGUGUGAGAGACGAAUUCCAAUUGAAAGCCUCGGUUUUAAAUAAUUGUCAAACAAUAGUAGAAUAUGAAAGCCUGAUAACUAGUCAAAUUGUUUUAGAGUUACUAUAGGUAAUUAAGAAAAGUUAACUUACUUCCUUUGCCAAUUUUAAUCAUGUAUGGCAAUGACUUUGAGAGGAGGACGUAAUCAAUAAUCCUAAAUAGUAGAGGUGGAAAAGAUGGAAAAUGUAAGCUUAUUUGAUUCAAAAAAAUGUCUGGCUCCGCCACUGCUGUCAACGUGUCCCCUUUGAUUUGGUGUGCUGCUACUCAGCUUCUCCGACCACCGUUGAGCUUCAUCACUUGGUUAAUUAACUACUGCAUCUUUUCGGCAAGAAAUCAUGAAUAACAUUGCUGGGAAACCGCUUAAUGGAGAUUUAGAGGAUGAUGAUGAAGAUGAAGCUAAUGAUGAUGGCCUUGAAGCGUGGGAGAGAGCUUAUACAGAAGAUAGAUCAUGGGAGUCUUUGCAGGAAGAUGAAUCUGGACUUCUUCGUCCCAUAGAUACGACAGCCAUUCAUCAUGCCCAGUAUCGUAGACGCCUCCGCGCCCUUGCUUCAAAUGCAGCUACUGCGCGAAUUCAAAAGGGUUUGAUACGAUACUUAUACAUUGUUGUGGACCUGUCCAAGGCAGCUUCAGAGAGGGACUUUCGACCAAGUAGAAUGGCUGUGAUUGCAAAGCAGGUUGAGUUAUUUAUCAGGGAGUUCUUUGAUCAGAAUCCACUUAGUCAUGUUGGUUUGGUGACUACCAAAGAUGGUGUUGCUAAUUGCUUGACAGAUCUUGGCGGCAGUCCUGAGUCACACAUCAAAGCUUUGAUGGGUAAACUAGAAUGCUCAGGUGAUGCCUCCCUACAAAAUGCACUAGAACUUGUUCAUAGCAAUCUAAAUCAAAUCCCAUCAUAUGGUCAUCGAGAAGUUCUGAUUUUAUAUUCGGCCCUCAGUACAUGUGAUCCUGGUGAUCUCAUGGAAACUAUCCAAAAAUGCAAAAAGAGUAAAAUAAGAUGCUCGGUCAUUGGUCUUGCUGCUGAAAUGUUUAUAUGCAAGCAUCUUUGCCAAGAAACUGGAGGAACGUAUUCAGUUGCACUAGAUGAGUCCCACUUUAAAGAGUUAAUUCUUGAGCAUUCUCCACCACCUCCAGCAAUAGCAGAGUAUGCUACGGCUAAUUUGAUUAAGAUGGGUUUCCCGCAAAGAGCAGCUGAGGGUUCCGUUGCAAUUUGUACAUGUCAUGAAGAGGCCAAAACUGGAGGGGGAUACACUUGUCCAAGAUGCAAAGUUCGUGUCUGUGAGCUUCCUACUGAAUGCCGCGUCUGUGGAUUGACCCUUAUUUCUUCGCCCCAUUUGGCAAGGUCAUAUCAUCAUCUCUUCCCUAUAGUGCCAUUUGCUGAGAUCUCUCCAUCAUCUCAAAAUGAUCCAAACCAUAGUUUUCCCAAUACUUGUUUUGGUUGUCAACAAAGUCUCCUUAGUCAGGGUUUUGGAGCAGGAAACAAGGCUGAACUUUCCGUCUCUUGCCCAAAAUGCAAACAACAAUUCUGCCUUGAUUGUGACAUGUACAUUCAUGAGAGUUUACAUAAUUGCCCAGGCUGUGAGAGCUUCAGGCAUUCUAAGUCAGUUACUAUUGCCCAAUGAUUUUCAGCCCUAUGCUCUCGACAUCAAAUUGCUAUCUAAGUGGUGUUCUACACUGCCUCCCUGUUAUUGUGAUGUUGCAUCCAUCUACCGGACUCAUGAACAAGUUCCGGUCCAUGAAAUGGAACUGACCAACACCAUCUGAUCACCUGAUCAAAAUGCAAGCCCUUAAGUAGUAAAUGCUUUGCGGGCUGGAAAACAAAAGUGAUAUUGUUUAUAUGAGGGUGAGAUUCUUUUCUUUUAUCAUUUUAUACCAUAACAAAUUAUUUUCUUUUUCCUUCUGUUGUUCUUUCCUGGAAAUUAAAACACAUGUAAGAAUAUGUUAUGUUUCAAUCGACGUUACAGUCCAGCAUGUCUCCCUUGCAAUUUUUAAUCAAUGGGCCGACACUAACCGCUCUUGCUAGCAAAGUAUUUUUAUAAUCAAA